AGCAGCAUGAACUCCAAGCUUCAAAAGCAUUCUCACGCGCAGACGGGCACUUUAUUUUUCAUCAAGUUUUUUUUGUGUUGUUUUGAAGCUGCUUUGAAUGAUAAACACAUAUUUCUGCUGUAAACUUUUUUAAUGGUUUCUAAACUCAUGGGACAACCAAAGCAAGAAACCCUCAUGAUUUGGGGCAAGGUUUGAUGUCAGCAAUGCCUAGAAAAGGUUUCUCCCACGUCUUGGCUAUUGUGAACAAUGCUGCUAUGAACAUUGGGGUGCACGUACCUUUUCGAAUUAGAGUUUUCAUGGGAAUACAGACAUCUCUUCAAGAGCCAAAGAUGUUUGUCUUGCUCUAUGUUACAAGUUUUGCCAUUUGUGCGAGUGGACAACCUCGGGGUAAUCAGUUCAAAGGAGACAGCUACUCCCCAAGAUAUAUCUGUAGCAUUCCUGGCUUACCUGGACCUCCAGGCCCCCCUGGAGCAAAUGGUUCCCCUGGGCCCCAUGGUCGGAUCGGCCUUCCAGGACGAGAUGGUAGAGACGGCAGGAAAGGAGAGAAAGGUGAAAAGGGGGCUGCAGGUUUGAGAGGUAAGACUGGACCACUGGGCCUUGCUGGAGAGAAAGGGGACCAAGGAGAGACUGGGAAGAAAGGACCCAUGGGACCUGAGGGAGAAAAAGGAGAAGUAGGUCCUGUUGGGCCUCCUGGACCAAAGGGAGACAGAGGAGAGCAAGGGGACCCAGGGCUGCCUGGUGUUUGUAGAUGUGGAAGCAUCGUGCUCAAAUCUGCCUUUUCUGUUGGCAUCACAACAAGCUACCCAGAAGAAAGAUUACCAAUUAUAUUUAACAAGGUCCUCUUCAAUGAAGGAGAGCACUACAACCCUGCAACAGGGAAGUUCAUCUGUGCUUUCCCAGGAAUCUAUUACUUUUCUUAUGAUAUCACAUUGGCAAAUAAGCAUCUGGCAAUUGGGCUAGUACACAAUGGGCAGUACCGGAUAAAGACCUUUGACGCCAACACAGGAAACCAUGACGUGGCUUCAGGGUCCACAGUCAUCUAUCUGCAGCCAGAAGAUGAAGUCUGGCUGGAGAUCUUCUUCACUGACCAGAAUGGCCUCUUCUCGGACCCAGGUUGGGCAGACAGUUUGUUCUCUGGAUUUCUCCUAUAUGUUGACACAGAUUAUCUAGACUCCAUAUCAGAAGAUGAUGAGCUCUGAUGAGGACUGCUGGUCUGAAUGUCCCAAGAUCCUUGUGGCAGACACACCGAUUUAAUCUGGGGCCCUGGAAGGUGGGACAAGCAGAAAUGAGAUCCAAAAAGACACCCACUCAGAUUCCAGAGAAUUUACAGAUAGUUCUAGCAGAAUUUAUUAAAACAGGUUGAACUACCAAACCAUUGAAACCACACCAAAAUGAAUUCUAUAAAACAAUAACCCCAGAUAUGUUUUCUCAAAAGUGAUGUUCAUAAAUAUUUAAACAAAUUAAAGAUAAUGUUACAAAUUUUCUAUUAAAUUCCCUGAGUGCUAAAACCAGCUGGCAAUGAUAUUAUAUCAUUAAAUCUUCAUACAAUUACAUUUUUGCCUGUUACUUAAGAGAGUCAUAACAUCCCAAAGUCCUUGACAAUUCUCAAAAAGUAAAAACCCAAAGGUAAGAGAAGCCAAGUAAUUUCAAGCAAGCUAAAGAGAAGUGAUUAUUUUACUAUAUUAUUCAUUCCUUCAUGCUUGUAUAUAUUCACUCAACAACUCUUUAAUGAGCCCAUAUGAGCCAGACACUCUGAUGCUGAGUCAGAUUUAAUGAUUUAAAACAAUAUCUGUACCUUCAUACAGGCUAAUGUGUGAUGAGCACACUCUCACAGUUCAGUGUGAUGAGCACCAUGGCAAA
Messenger RNA from Globicephala melas (long-finned pilot whale), 1860 nucleotides. RefSeq names its product C1q and TNF related 7 (gene C1QTNF7). NCBI's taxonomy places the organism in Eukaryota, Metazoa, Chordata, Mammalia, Artiodactyla, Delphinidae. The record is from RefSeq and is a predicted model, not a curated record. Gene Ontology annotation, molecular function: protein binding.